Messenger RNA from Podospora anserina S mat+, 1209 nucleotides. RefSeq lists its product as uncharacterized. The transcript has a single exon. Gene Ontology annotation, biological process: carbohydrate metabolic process. Lineage: Eukaryota; Fungi; Ascomycota; Sordariomycetes; Sordariales; Podosporaceae. Bases 1 to 1209 code for a protein of 402 amino acids. The record is from RefSeq and is a predicted model, not a curated record.
AUGUGGCUCCGCGACAGCGCCCGCCAGCUGCAGUCCUACCUCCCCUUGCUGACCCCCUCACCCUCAUCUGACUCCCUGGCGAGCCUCUUCCGUGGAACGGUGAACACCCAGGCAAGAAAUGUCCUCUCAGCUGGGUACUGCAACUCGUUCCGCCCGCCCCCCGAGUCAGGCAUCAUUUCUGACGAGGAGGGCGGGGACAAAGACGUGGUGCGUCCGGAGUAUGACAGGGCUGGGGUUUUUGAGUGCAAGUGGGAGGUCGACUCGCUGGCUUCGUUUUUGGAGUUGUCGAGGGAUUAUUACUUUUCCACGCACGAUAUCGAGUUUUUUGCCCGACAAGGAAAUUGGACUGGGGCGGUGAGGAGGGUGGUGGAGGUGGGGAGGGGGAUGCAGAGGGGGACGACGUAUGGGGCUGAUGGGAGGGUGUUGGGGAGUGGGUAUAGCUUUGCGAGGAUGACGACGCGGUCGACCGAGACGUUGGCGAAUGAUGGGGCGGGAAGCCCUGUUGCUUCGGGGACGGGGUUGGUCAGGAGUGCGUUUAGGCCUAGUGAUGACGCGACGACGUAUCAGUUUUUGGUGCCGGGGAAUAUGAUGUUUUGUGUGGCUUUGGCGGGGGCGGCGGUGAUUGCCGAGGAUUUGGGGGAGCAAGAGCUGGCGGGGGAGAUGAGGGCUUUUUCGAGGGAGGUGAGGGAGGGGAUUGAGAAGUUUGGGGUUGUGGAGGUGGUGGGGGAGGAUGGGGUGAGCAAAGAAAAGGUGUACGCGUAUGAGGUGGAUGGGUUUGGGGGGGUGGUGCUGGGGGAUGAUGCGAAUCUGCCGAGCUUGCUGUCGGCGCCCGUGAUGGGGUACGUGGCCGGUAGUGAUCCGGUUUAUCAGGCUACGAGGAGACGGAUCCUCAGCAGGAGAAAUCCGUACUAUGCUGAUGGGGAGGUGGUCAGGGGGGUUGGGUCACCGCACACGGGCCCGGGCAAGGUUUGGCCUAUGAGUUUGGUGAUGCAGAUUAUGACGAGCGAGGAUGAUGAGGAAAUUAGGGGCGCGUUGAAACAAAUUUUAGGGAGUACGGAUGGGUUGGGGCUGAUCCAUGAAAGCAUUGACGGAUGGGAUAGCACAAAGUGGACGAGGGAGUGGUUCAGCUGGGCCAAUGGGUUGUUUGGGGCGAUGAUUGUGGAUUUGGCGAAAAGGAAAGAGGGUUUGUUGAGAGAGAGCUUCCAGUGA